AUGGCAGGACUGAGAAUCGAUAGAAAAGGAGUUCAGGUCAGAGGGGUUCGGUUGCCAGUCGGCCUGACGUAUCAGGUUGCCUCGUCAGUCCCGCACGGAUUGACUGCAGUUUCCGGCACGAGUCGACCAGCUCUCACCGUCCCCGUGGCCGCGUAUCUCUGGCCGGUUGCUGGGAGGCCUGAAUACGAGUCGGCCUGGCAACAGAGGAGUCAAAAUCGGAGCUCGCCGAAGUGUUGCAUUGAGCAGGGCGCUUAA
Molecule: messenger RNA, 255 nt
Organism: Protopolystoma xenopodis
Lineage: Eukaryota; Metazoa; Platyhelminthes; Monogenea; Polystomatidea; Polystomatidae
Source: the annotation of a GenBank genome assembly